GGAGAGAGAAAAAGAGAGAGAGAGAAAAAGAGAGAGAGAGAAAAAAAAUAUCAUUCAGAUCUAUUGUUUUAUCUGCUCGUUCGAGAAAUUCACACGUCUGAUAAGAAUAUUAUUAAGAAGAGAGGCGAGAAGACGUGGACGAAUAAGAGGGAGGAUACGAGGAACGACCAAAACGAAUGCUGUCAAUUAAUAUUCUAUAUUAUUCGUAUCACUUUCGGAUUUACGAUUUCGCCUAGUUCAAUUAUAUAUACAUAUAUAUAUAUAUGUAUACUGUUCUUUAACAAGACACGAGCGAGAUACCGUUUUUCUCUUUAAUCAUUCUUCGAAUUCUACCUCCAGGUUAAGAAUAUAAAUUUAAAAGAAAUAGAGGGAGAGAAAGGAAUAUAUAAAGCCACGACAACGAAAAAGAAAAAGAAGAAGAGGAAGAAGAAGAGGAAGAAAAGAAAGAAGAUAAGAAUCCAUGCGGAGAGAGGGGAAAAUAGAGGACGUGAAACGGCCUACAAACGUAUCUAGAUAUAUAGUUCGCGACACGGGUCCUCGAGUGGACCUUUCACAAUGGUUGUACCUGGUUUAAUCUGCAGUUAAGACUUCGUCGUUCAGAACGGAAGCCAUGCUCGCUUCCGUGCCAUUACCAAGAUAGAGGCAGCGGCAUGAACGCACGAGACUGGUUAAGAAGCGCCAUACGCAGAGUGUCGCGCGAUCUUGAACGAUUCGAAGUAAAGAUCGCGACCAACGAUCGCACGAAAACGCAGUGCGUGCGACUCUAGUGUGAUACAAAAGAAAACAAAAGUGGGGAGAAAUCGAUCGAGGACGGAGGACAGGGGGGACAGUGACGAGAUAUUACGCGAGAUCGGGCGUGCAAAGUGUAAUCGAAUCCUGUAUGUGAAAACUGUGAACUGUGAGAGAAGAGUAGUGGAAUGAGCAAAGGUGAAAGGAAGAGAGAGAAAAAAAGGAUCGACCAUGGAGAUCGACGACAUGCAUGGUGCAUCGAGUCGUUCCUCUAAUUUCGAUACAAUCGAGUCGAAGAAAGUUGAAUCCACGAUUGAAUCCACGUCUCUCCUUCUCGACUCGAGGAAGUGAUCGCGCUCCUUUGUUCUUUCCCAGAAUCAUGAAUCGUAUCAGGGAUCGUAGACAGGAAUAUCGCGCGAGGGACGCAAAAGUUUAAGGAGAGAGGAACUUGAUGAAAAUGGACUCGACGAAGCUGGGCGGGCCAGCCCCAACCAGCCCUAGGGCACACUCGCCGGCCGUGCCGGCUUACGCCUCCACCACGGCGGAUGGAAACAUCGAUUACAUAAUAGGGGACUACAUGGAGAGGCUGGGGACGAGGUUGAACACGUUGGAGAACGAGUUGAGGUACGCGUGGAGGGCGUUGGAUCUGCUCAGCCAGGAGUACAUCAAGAUGUGGGAGAGAUUGGAGAAGCUGGAGGGCCUCCUUUACGAGCAACAGACGGUGAUCAGCCAAUUGAUCGAGUUCUACGCGAGCGGAGGGAGCCACGAGACGACGAGCAACGUGGCGGUCGAAGAGACGUUGGCCAAUCAACAGAGCACGGUGGGCGAGUUGGACGCGAUCGCGAAGAGCAUAGGCGCCACGAUGGGCAUAGAGGAAACGAAUGCGAUCAGGGAGAAAUUGGCGCAGCAGGAGAUCGCUAGGAUGCACGGGCUAACGCAAGACAGCUCGACUGCCGCGGCUGUAGUUACAGACAUGCACAGGAACGUGAGGAACUUGGAUACUCUGGAGACUCUCGCCGAAGAGAGUAACAUUCCAGACGAGGCGUUCUAUAGGAGUCUGAACAACGCUUACAGGGAGGACUUGAUCUGUGGCGACACGUCAAGACCCACGUCGCAGCUCGGCAUGAUAUGGGAGGAGGCGGAGGACGAGGACGUGAACGGGAAGAAGGAGGUGGAGUCGAGCAUGUUCGANCUGUCGCCGCGAAGGAGAAGGAGCUCGAGUGCGAACUAGUCGCGAAACCGAGCAAGGAGGAGAUUCAGGAGGCGGUGACGAAGAAAGAGGACGAAGCGGACGAAGACGAGGGCGAGGUGUUCAGCGCGGCCGAUUACAAGAGUUAUCGUGGGAACACGCCUUGCGUGAGCGAGCAAGAUCUGGCCCAGCUGUCCAGAUUGAGCUCGAUCGACCAAGUUGCCCUGGAGAAAUUGCACGAACUGGACAGGUUGACCAACAAAUUGCAGAAGGAUUCCCAGAAUCUGAUGGAGCUUCAAUCGAAACUGAUGGACUCCCCGAAAAGGCAGUACAGUUCCGAGGCCGAGGCAAAACUGGCCGAGGAGGCGAGCAGCAUAGACGAGCAAUUAAGAAAAAUC
This is a messenger RNA of Apis dorsata (giant honeybee), 2316 nucleotides long. RefSeq lists its product as uncharacterized. The coding region runs from base 1181 to 1960 and encodes 259 amino acids. Lineage: Eukaryota; Metazoa; Arthropoda; Insecta; Hymenoptera; Apidae. The transcript has 2 exons. The record is from RefSeq and is a predicted model, not a curated record.